Apis laboriosa (Himalayan honeybee) is the source of this 4286-nucleotide messenger RNA. RefSeq lists its product as uncharacterized. Gene Ontology annotation, cellular component: plasma membrane. Lineage: Eukaryota; Metazoa; Arthropoda; Insecta; Hymenoptera; Apidae. The record is from RefSeq and is a predicted model, not a curated record. The transcript is spliced from 5 exons. Bases 1166 to 4096 code for a protein of 976 amino acids. Gene Ontology annotation, molecular function: protein binding.
UUAUAUGUAUAUAUGUAUAACUAUAUAAUAUAACAAUAAUUGAUCAAGUUAAAUUCAAUACGUAUUAAUAAAGACAAAGAAACAGCAAAAACACAGAGGAAAAAUGCGAAAGGAUAUAAUUUCUAAUUAAAGAAUAAGUAAAAUAUUAAGAUAAAAAAGAAAAGUUUGUUAAUAAUUUUUCAAUAAUGCAGUGCCCUGGUAUCCAUUAUCUACUAAAAACCUUGUCUGCGCUCGCGCAGUAUUUAGCGCGUAUUCAGUUUAUCAAUGCAACUAUGUGAAUAAAAAAAAAUUAAAAAAUUAUUAAUUUUGUACAAGAUAUCUUUGACUUUUUGGUUAAUUAACCUAUUUUGAUAUAAUUGAUAAAUUUAUGGAAUUUACAUUGAAUUGAAAUCUGCGGAUAGCGUUUUUUAACUAUAGAAAAAGAAAUGUGGUAUAUUUAUACGAAUUUAUAUAUGUUAAUCGUAUAUCACAAAUUUCGUUAUAUUUUUACAAUAUAAUUUAUGAACUAAUAGCGAUUAAUUUAUGAAUAUAUUUUAAAUCUUUAAUUAUGAUUUAUAUUAUUCUAAAUAUACAUCAUUUUCUCGCGUUCUACAGGUAGUAAAAGUGCCUCAUUAUCAUGACAAUAUAAUGUCGACCUCAUUUUGAAGAUACUUCAACUAAUUAUAAGUGUUUUGUUAUCUUGGAAAAUUUUUGAAAUCUAUUUAUGUACGAGUUUAAAGAAAAGAAAAAAAGAACAAAAAAAAGAAAAAUAAGAGGAAUUCGAGAGGAAAUGAAACUGAAAGAGUGAAAGUUAUGUAGCCGCGCAUAUAGAAAAGGGGGAGUCGAAGAAUAUAUGUAUAUAAUUUGCUCGGUCCUGAACUGUCAACAAGAGGAGAGUUAACACGGAUUGAAUCAAUUAUCAUCAGCCCCGUUUUGGAGUGAACGAGCAAAUGACGGAAUGAGCAAUUUCCGGGCUUGGUUAAUCCAUAUAACGAGUAAAUGAAUUUUUGUUAUAAAUUGUCUUUGAUUAUAGUCUGCGAAUUAUGUUUGUAAUAUAAAACUGAAGAUGAAGAAAAAAUGGUAUCAAGUAUUGGAUUAUAAAAAAAAACAAGCAAUGGUAGAAAAAAAAAAUCAGAAAUUAGAUUGACAAUAUAAGAGGAUCAUAUAACGGUGUACAUAUUUUGGAAUGCUUAUACCGGUGGUAUCGGGUAUCUGGGGCUGGGGAUUCUUCGCUUUUUUCUUAUUCUUUACCACCCCCAGUCCUGCUGCUAUCCGCAGAGCGGAUCGAGAUCAUUGUAACAAGACAGUAGAUUUAUAUGAAGAUGUAUCGAGUCCGGCUGUAACUUCAACAAAUUGGGGGAAACCAUUAUCUUGUUGGUAUCGUUUUCGAUCAUUUCGUGGAACUCCUCGAGAUUGGAUUCUGCGAGUUCGUUUCAAGAAAUUUAAAGUUGGCGUAUUGGAAAAUGCUACUACUUGUUCCGGAGGUUAUUUACAGAUCGUAGAUGGAAAUACAAAAACAGAGGUGAGCAAUCGAAAAGAUCCAGGUGUUUAUUGUGGUGAGUCCGAGCAACCACAAACAUUUAUUUCUGAAACAAGUUUUGUUCGUGUGAUAUUUCACGCGGAUAAUUUUACGGAUCAAACAUACUUCAGUUUUGAUUCUCGUGCAGAACAACAAUUCGAAGUAUAUUUAAGAUAUGGUCAACAUCCGGAACUCUAUCCAAAUCGAAGGGGUGAAAUUGUGCCUGGCAGUUAUUGCGAACGAGUUUUCAAAGAUUGUAGAUUACAAACAUGUUAUGUACAAAGUCCGGCUUAUCCAGGCAUUUAUCCGCGAGCGUUACAUUGCAAAUAUCAUCUCAAUACACGUUUGCCUUUUAUAAAAUUGUACAUUGAAAAUGAAGAAUUUAAUAUUGAUGGACAAAGAUGUGAAAACAUAAUGACUUGUCCUAUGAGACCGAUAAGCUCUGGCUCAGAGCACUGUCCAUAUGAUUACAUACGCGUUUACGAUGGGAAAGAUGAAACCAGUCCGACUAUUGGUACCUUCUGUGGUAUGGGGAAAUUUCCUUAUAGUAUAAUCGGUACUAGUGAAGAUCUUUACGUAGAGUUUGUUUCGUCACCAGCAGGACCUCUUUUAAAUACCGGUUUUCAUUUUAACGUUGGUAAUUGGCCAGGCCAUGUAGAAACUGCUGGUGUUCGAAAUGGUAGUUGUGAUUGGCUAUUAAACAGUGAAUCUUUACAUAGUGGUAAUGAAGGAAUAUUUCUCUCGGUGGCACAUUGGUAUCCACCGUAUACUAGUUGUACCUAUCUUCUGAAAGGUCGACCCGGCGAAAUUGCAAGACUUUAUUUUCCUAGUUUUCGAGUUAAUCGCAUCGAAUCACCUAUUCAACCAUAUGACGGUGAUUGCGGUGAAAGUUUAACUCUUUAUGAUGCCGACUGGCCAGAUGAUGCUAAAAUUAUAAAGACUUUUUGCGAUACAUUUAGUAAACCAAUGGAAAAACAUGAUUUCGUAUCCAGCUCAAAUGCUUUAUUUGUCAAAUUUGAAAGCAAAACGGGAAGUUAUUCUGGUAGUUCCUUAUAUUAUUGGGCACAUUAUGAUUUUUUUAAUGCAACAAGAUUCGGUACACCUGUACCUGGAACCGAAUGCGACGAAACAUUUACUUCCUGGAAAGAACGUUCUGGUAAACUUCGAUCACCGCUUAAUACUCUCGUUUAUAAACGUCCAGGUGAUCCACCAGCUGAUCUUUCAUGCACUUAUAGUUUUAUCACAGACAAACGAUUAUAUGCAAGGGUGAUUCUUAUUGUAGAAUCAGUCAAUUUUAAAGAACAUCCGUACGCACAAUGUGGUAAUUGUUGGGAUAGUCGAGUUGAUCGAUUAAUUAUUCGAGAACCAUCUAUUAUUGAUAUUACUGAGCAAUAUUCACAACACCAAUAUCAGCAACAACAUCAACGUCAACAACAAAAUAAUAAUAUUGGUAGAAGUCAUUGCAUUUGUCGAUCAACAAUAGUUGAUAAAUUAAUUAAUAAUGGACCGAAUAGUGAAAGACAACCGGUACUUCGCGUAGUUUCAAGAGGAGAAAGACUUGAAUUAAAACUUCUGGUGGAUGGUGCACAUGCUGCAGCGAGCUAUUUUAAACAAUCUUUACCAUUAUUCGAAGCAAAGUAUGAAUUUGCUCACAGUCCAUUAUGUGGACCAGCAAUUCUAUCAGCUACAACCGAUGGUGAAUUUGAAUUUCCUCACUAUGAAGCGCUCGGAUAUGUUGCACCACCUCGAUCAAUUAAAUGUAUCUGGGAAUUACGUGUUAAUCGAGAUAGAGAUAUUUGGUUGCAUUUCGACAAGAUUAAGUUUGCUUCGAGAUCCUGUGAAGAUGGAAAAUUAGAAAUUUUUUUACCUGGAACUGUUGAACCAUUUCUUAGUAUAUGCGGUGAAAAUGUUAGUUAUGUUAGAGAAAUGCCGAUUAUAUCGGCAGCACAAAUCAUUCCAAAUAUUCGUAUAUCUGGAGAUCAUGAUUCUGGACGCUUUAAUAUGAAUUCUAUUCAAACUCAAACUCAUCUUCAAUUGCCAUCACAAUCAUCACUGCCACCGGAUUAUCAGCAAGAAGAAUUUGAAUGGCCAACCGUAAUUGUUCAAUUUACUGGUUCUAUGGCACCAGCAAGAGCCGCAUUUAAAAUUGCUUGGACAGAAUUGUAUCAUUUACCACGUGAUUCUUCAGGUGCUCUAAAUACACAGAAACUUGAAGAAUUUUGUGGAUUUCAAUGUCCGGGCGAUUCUGGUUGUAUUCCUGCGAGACUUGUUUGCAAUGGUAUUGUUAAUUGUCCUGUAUUAGAGCCUCGAUCAAUAUUCAAAAAUGUACAUAACAAUACCGAUUCGUUGACAACAGUUGAAGAACCGAAUGAUGAAUCCAUUGAAACUUGUGGAGCUAAUGUUGUUAGUGAGCAUGGCAUUAUUUCUGGAUCUGGAAAUGGUGUCGGAGGUUUGGCUAGCGUUGUUGGUUCUGCCGGAUGGGCGGGAGCUGGUUUAGGUGCAGCUCUUGCUAUUCUUCUCGGUUUUCUUUGUUUAAUUACUGUUUGUAAACUUUGUAGGCAACGAACUACUUCUAGAGAUAUUCAUGUAUCAUAUUGACAGAGGUACGAAUAUAAACAUAAAUACAAUUACAAAUGCAAACGUAAAAAAAAAUACGAUUACACAUAUGCAAUCAUUGACAAUUUUUCCUGUUCUUAUUUUUGUUUUUUAUGAUUUAUAUAAAUUAAUUCUUAAUACUUCAUGUAUAAUAUUAUAUUAUUUAUGAACUCGAGCUCAGUGCAAAUCUAAA